AUGACCAUAUUGGCUGAAGUCGGGCAACUGUUAACUAUCGUCCAUCCGUUCCUACGCGACGUAUACAUGCUCAUCUUUGCCAUUUAUUUCGCACAGUGGGCAUACAUCCAGCGUUACAGCUUCGGUCGUGUCCAUCCCGUGGCACACUUCGAUGAACUGAAUCUGCUGACUCUGCCAAGAACCACCGGCUAUUGCAUGGACUGCUGCGGGCCGAUAGAACCGCCGACGUUGUGGGUGAGAGACGGUAAUGUACAGGAAAGGUCAGGACAAGUACGAAAAAGCAUUAUCAACGACGAGCGAAGUGAAGCAAUGAUAUCGACUACUGAAAGCAAGGAAUUUGAAGAGAAAAGAAGAAAGCUGUAUGAAAACCAAGCCAUCACUGCCAGAAAGUUGUACGAAACCAUGAUGAAGGAAGAGAAAUCUCAUCCUUCUGCAUUCAUCAAGACAAGGAAAUAUUUGGACGUAGAUUUGGAGCUGUGCCACCGUGCCAAGUUCCUUAUGGCGCAGAUGUCAAAGAGCAGCGUUGAUGCAUAUAUGCGCAAGUACACCUCGCAGAAAAACUAUGCUUGGAGGAAGAUAUCUCCAGGUCUCUACCUGAUGAAAGUAAGGCACUAA
Molecule: messenger RNA, 615 nt
Organism: Soboliphyme baturini
Lineage: Eukaryota; Metazoa; Nematoda; Enoplea; Dioctophymatida; Soboliphymatidae
Source: the annotation of a GenBank genome assembly